UAGAGGAAGAGCCUGAUGUGGGGCUCUAUCCCAUAAUGCCGGGAUCACGCCCUGAGCCAAAGGCAGACGCUUAACCGUUGUGCCACCCAGGCGCCCCUCAAGUAUUUUCUUAGCAUUCAUCCUGUCCUGUGCAUGUGCCAGCUUUCUAAAUUCCCUAGUAUACAUAGGUGCUUUUGAAUGCUAUAAUUUCCCAAAGAAAUUUUCUGUGGCUUUUCCUUCUGGGUAUCAGGCAGUCUGUUGUAUGUCCUAACCAUAAUCUUUUGCCCCAGGCUUUGGUAUUUUUUAUUCUUAACAGCGUUUUAAGCAAUCCUCACUGCUUUUCUGCCUGAAUGGGUUCUGAGCUAGGCAAAACAGAGAUGAGUGCUUUGCAUCAGUCCUUCCUGUAGCCCCCAGACAGAUUAAAACAGACAACCCAGUAAUUUGUCAUUUCUACUCUGCUCCAUAUGCAACCAGGGACAAGGUUCCCAUGCUAGGAAUAUAUAUGCGCUGCUAACUUUAAGACUGCUACCAUGUCAAGGGAUGGUGAAGAAAGGGGUGGAAGCUCUGAGAGAAGCGGCGACUGCCGUCGAGCAAGAGAAAGAAGUCCUCCUGGAAAUGAUCCACAGCAUCCAGAACAGCCAGGACAUGAGGCAGAUCAGCGACGGAGAAAGAGAAGAGUUAAAUCUGACAGCAAACCGUUUGAUGGGACGAACCCUCACUGUCGAAGUUUCAGUAGAAACGAUCAGAAACCCCCAGCAGGAAGAAUCCCUAAAGCAUGCCACCAGGAUUAUUGAUGAGGUGGUCAGUAAGUUUCUGGAUGAUUUGGGAAAUGCCAAGAGUCACUUGAUGUCACUGUACAGUGCGUGUUCAUCCGAGGUGCCGCCUGGGCCUGUUGACCAGAAGUUUCAGUCCAUAGUCAUUGGCUGUGCUCUUGAAGAUCAGAAGAAAAUUAAGAGAAGAUUAGAGACUCUGCUUAGAAAUAUUGAAAACUCUGACAAGGCCAUCAAGCUGUUAGAGCAUUCUAAAGGAGCCGGUUCCAAAACUCUGCAACAAAAUGCUGAAGGCAAAUUUAAUUAGUUUUGGAACAUAGGAGCACUUACAAAUAAUGACAGAAAAACGAUUAAACAUUAGUUCUUUGUGUUAGGCUUAACAUUUGAUACUGAUUGUUGUUUCACAAGAGGAAAAGAUACCUGUGUCAUCAGUUUUGUGAAUAACAUAAUUAAAACUAGAAAUAUUUUAAUGCUCUUUCUAGAAGUUUUUAGAUUGAAUUCUUGUCUUGUAUUAGGCUCUAGCACCUAAUAUAUAUAUAUAUAUAUAUUUUUUUUUUUUUUUUAACUAUUCUGUGGAUGAAUACUUAGUAUGUAGGAGAGAGUAACUGCUCAGCCUGGGCCAAAAGCAUUAUUCUUUCCUGGGCUUUGUCUGGCAUGGAGAUACUUGGGCACAUGGGGCAUUUCGUAGACUAGAAAUUCUUGACCUUAAGCAGCACACAAACUUACCACUCAUCUGCUGUUAACUAGUAGCGUACUUAAAAGGACAAAAGGAAUCACAAAAUAAGAACCUUUCCCCACUUCUUCUUUUUCAUAAAGCACUUUUUUUGGACAUCUGUAUCAAAUUAUUUUGAAUUUAAGAUUUAUGCAUCUGAUAAUAUGAAUAUAUUUCUUGAUAUACACUGAAAACGUGACAUAAAGUGUGAGAGAAUUCACAUCUCAUAUUAUUGUCAACAGCUAUAUGUCCACUUCAUCUUUUCCCAAACACAUCAUUUCUCUAAAUUUUUAAUCAUUACAGAAAUACAGUGUUGUAACUUGCCUCUUUUUUAAAAUGCUGCUAGAAAGUCUAAUUGUCAACUUUAAAACCUCUAUUCUGUGUAGGUGUAUAAUUUACUUCCCCAUUCCCCUUACUAAACAUUUAGGUUGUUUCCAAUUUCUUGCUUAUUCCUGCAACAUAUCUAUAUACAGAGACUUUUUCCUUCUUUCUUUUGUUUUUGAUUUUCUUUGUAUAAAUUCCCAGUAGUGGGAUUUACUGGGUCAAAGGGUAUAUACAUUUUCAUGGCCUGACCUAUUUCCAAAUUUUUUUGUAUGAGAGUGACAUCAAUUUGUACAAUCUUCAGUAAUUAAAAUGUAGCUGUUUCACUAGAAGCUUUCCAAAGCUGAGCAUUAUUUUUUCUAACAUUAGAUCUGAAACACCUUAAUUUCAUUUGCAUUUUAUGUACUAACAGGGUUGACCAAUGCAUUGAUUAUUAUAUCUGUGAUAAGUGAAGCAACUAGAGAACACUUUUAUUUGUUUGAAGUAACUAGUGCUGUUGACACACAAACACCUCAACUCCCCCUCAAAUACCACUUCACAAUGGAUACAUCAAACUCAGUUUCCAUGAGACUGUAGGUAUUCUUUCACACUGUGGGGAAAAGCCAAGAUCCAGAUUGGCUUUAUAUAUUUAGAUCUCUCAAUGCAAACAAUAUUGAGCUUCAUUUUCCAGGCAAAAAUGUCAAAUUAGUCUCUCUUCAUAAAAAGCAAUUACAAUCUGAGAACAUUAUGGCUUUGAUUACCGUUGCUAAGCCUGCCUCAUUAAAAUCUUUCCGUUUCUUGGGAAACAUUCAUUCCCAUUGAUAA
Ailuropoda melanoleuca (giant panda) is the source of this 2586-nucleotide messenger RNA. RefSeq names its product BAG cochaperone 2 (gene BAG2). Gene Ontology annotation, molecular function: protein-folding chaperone binding; adenyl-nucleotide exchange factor activity. The record is from RefSeq and is a predicted model, not a curated record. NCBI's taxonomy places the organism in Eukaryota, Metazoa, Chordata, Mammalia, Carnivora, Ursidae. The transcript has 3 exons. Bases 520 to 1056 code for a protein of 178 amino acids. Gene Ontology annotation, biological process: protein stabilization.